AUGCAUAUGGUCAAUUUAGCUAGGUUAAAUGGUCGAGUGCAUUUAUAUGUUGUGCAUUGUGUGUCUCAAGGUUAUGUCAUUCAGAUGAUUGAAUAUAAUGUACAUGAAGAACAGUUAGAUGAGGGGGUACAACAUGAAGGUGGUGAGAGUGCAAAGUUGGAUGUGGACAGAAUAGAAGUUGAGGUUGAUGGUGAGGAAGUACAAGUUGAUGUUGGUGAGGAACAUGAUGAAGCUGUUAAUGAGAGAAUAGAAGUUCAUGUUGAUGGUGAGGAAGUACAAGUUGAUGUUCGUGAGAGUGAGGGAAUAGAAGUGGAUGUUCAUGUUGAGGAAGUAGAAGUGGAUGUUGGUGAGAGUGAGGGAAUACAAAAAGAGGAAGGUCAUGAUGAGGGGACAAUUGUAGUUAACACAACAAUUGUGAAUGAAUGGAGUUCAUCAGAUGAUGAUAUUGGUCAAGUGAAUAUUGUGGAUGGUGAAGUGAAUAUUAUGGAUGAUGAAGUGCAUAGUGUGGAUGGUUUAGUAGACGUAAACAUCCAAUGUGACUUUAGUCAAAGAGAUAGUUCAGCCAAUAUGGAACUUGAUUGCAGUGUUAUUUCUGAGUCAGAUUUGGAACAACAUCAUGAGUCAGAUUUAGAAGAACGUGACAUUAGUGAUAGUAGUUUAUUCACUGAUGAAUGGGAGUCUGAGGAGUUAACUUCUCCUUAUAUAAGUGAUGAAGAAAAUGAUGUUGAAGAGGGAUAUGGUAAUUUUGAUACAUUCACUAUGCCUAAAAGGAUGGUUGAUUUCAAGUGGGAGGUGGGAACAUAUUUUGGGCAGAAAGUGGACAUCUUGGAUGCCAUCAAAACAUACUCACUAGAGAAUGGAAAAAAACUGAAAUUUAUUAAAAAUGAUAAAAGAAGAAUAAGGAUUAAGUGUAUGGGAGCAAAAGGAGAAUGUCCUUGGAUGGCUUAUUUUGCUUACAUGGAGGCAAUAGAUACAUGGCAUUUAAGGAUUGUGGUUGAUGGACACACAUGCAGUAGGGAGCAUAAGUUGGGUGUAUUCAAUGCAAGAUGGCUAAGUAAAAAAUUGGAAAAGACAGUAAGAGAGAAUCCUACAGUUAAGGGACUUGACAUUAGAGAUAAAAUAAGUAGGAAAUGGAACAUAGCAAUAAGUAAAAAUAUGGCUUAUAGAGCAAAGAAAUUUGCUUCAGAUGAGGUGGAAGGGUCAUUCACUAAGCAAUAUACUAGAAUAUAUGAUUACGCUUAUGAGCUCUUAGCUAGAAACCCAGGUUCCACUAUCAAGGUCAAAUUUCAAGAAAAUGAUCAACAACGAAUUUUUGAAAGGUUCUACGCAUGCCUCAAGGCAUGCAAAGAUAGCUUUCUCUCAUGUAGGCCAAUCAUUGGCCUUGAUGGAGCAUUCUUGAAAGGUAGAUAUGGUGGAGAGUUGUUAACUGUUGUUGCUCGAGAUGCAAAUGAUCAAAUGAUGCCACUAGCAUAUGCUGUAGUAGAGGUGAAGAACAAGGAGACUUGGAAAUGGUUUAUGGAGCUACUAAUUGAAGACCUAGGUGGACCUGACUUCUGUUACUCACUUACAUUGUUAUCAGAUCAACAAAGGAAGAAAUUUCCUGGAAAGAAUCUAAAGAAGCUGAUGUGGAGGGCAACACUGGAAACACACCCACAGAAAUGGGAGACUGAAAUGAGAAGUAUAAGAGAAGUAAACCAAGAAGCGUUUCGCCACUUGAUAGCAAUUGCUCCAAGGUUUUGGUCCAGAUCAAGGUUCAUAACCACAACUCAAUGUGAUACCUUGGUCAAUAACAUGUCAGAAGCGUUUAAUAGCGUUUUGGUGCAUAUGAGGACAAAACCAAUUAUUACAAUGUUGGAGGAAAUCAGACUUUAUAUCAUGAAGAGGUGGGCCACUAAUAGGUCAAGGGUGAAGUCAUUUAAGUCAGCCAUUUGUCCAAAAAUCAUGAGUAGACUACGAAAGGAGGCCCUUCAAACACAGUACUGGAUUCCCAGAAAAUGGAGCAUCAGUGGAGUACCCUGUGCUCAUGCCUUGGCAGCAAUGAGAUUUCUCAACCUGAAUGAAGAGGACUACAUACCUGCAUGCUUUCACACUUCAACAUAUGAACAAAUCUACUCCUCUAUCAUAUAUCCUAUAAACGGAAACAACUUGUGGGAGGUAACCCAAUAUGAAGAUGUCAUGCCUCCAUCAAAAAGAAAGCUGUGUGGUCGUCCAAAGAAGAAAAGGAGGUUAGAGCAGUGGGAGUUGCAUAAAGAUAACACCAGGAUGACCAAAGGAGGAUUGCUUAAGAGAUGCAGCAAGUGUAGGGAAGUGGGUCACAACAAAAAACGUUGUCCCAAGACAGAUGAACAAGUUGUUUUGCAGUCACAGGGAGAAGCACCCACUUCACUGGCUUAG
Messenger RNA from Vigna radiata var. radiata (mung bean), 2394 nucleotides. RefSeq lists its product as uncharacterized. The transcript has 5 exons. Lineage: Eukaryota; Viridiplantae; Streptophyta; Magnoliopsida; Fabales; Fabaceae. Gene Ontology annotation, molecular function: nucleic acid binding; zinc ion binding. The record is from RefSeq and is a predicted model, not a curated record. Bases 1 to 2394 code for a protein of 797 amino acids.